Messenger RNA from Filobasidium floriforme, 1201 nucleotides. RefSeq lists its product as uncharacterized. NCBI's taxonomy places the organism in Eukaryota, Fungi, Basidiomycota, Tremellomycetes, Filobasidiales, Filobasidiaceae. The record is from RefSeq and is a predicted model, not a curated record. The transcript is spliced from 8 exons. Bases 188 to 1120 code for a protein of 310 amino acids.
CGAUAUGUGUCGCUCGCUCUGUAUUUGACCUGCGCGAUCGGGACAGGCGGCGGGAAUCAGAACCAGCGAGAAUCAAUACGGACCGGGAGGCGACGAGUGCGGAGACUUUCCACCGAAGAUCAAGCUCGGGAAAAGGGCUAAGCGAACAGCGAAGCUGAAGGCAGCCGAGGCUCAACAUGUCGUGGAAAUGGAUCAAGAGCGUAGCGGGUCGCAGAGCACGAAACGAAAGGAUAGUAUGGCGACGACUGCCAACGCUCACGGGAGUGCAAGUGGAAGCGGAAGGACGAGCUUGAGGGAAGGAGACGAUGACAAGUGUCAGAAUUUGGGGUCCCAGUCGAGCGCCAAGAUUCACCGGUGGAGUAAAGCAGGAUCGGAUUCGGAGAUGAUGGACGCAGGGUCUUCCAUCCAUGAAUGGGACCCAGACGGUCUCGAAGAGGAGGUCAUGAACAGUGAAGAAGCUCCUGCGGCGCCGGGUCUUACCCUCUUCUCGCCUGACGAUUUUGCCGAGAUGAUCAAUGCGGCCAAGAGGAAGAAACGUGAUGGAAAGGCGAAGAAGGGGAAGGCAAUGGAUGAAGUUGCAGUUGGAAAAGCUGAAACACGAGAUGACCUUCUUACUGAAAAUGCAUCGAGGAAGGGCAAGGAGAAGAAUUUCACGCAAGGCAAAGAUCUGCAAGCGAAGCCAAACUCAGAGUCACACCUCGCAUCGCAGAAGGCUCGCCAGCGAAAUCGAGGGAUCUUUCGGAGAGCUCUUGGCUUGAGAGCUACGUUUCAGAUGUGCGACAAAUUGCCUCAGGCGGUAGGCAAUAUCAAUCGCCUGACUUUGGAGGGGGUACGACCCAUCAAAGCUCGCCUCGACCUCAAUACCGUCUAUAUCGAGAAGGUCGACAAGGUCAUGAGGGAGUUCAAGAGUGCUCAGCUGCGAGCCUCCGUCGAAAAGGAGGAAUCCCAUGAGGCGCAGCUCGAGAGGACUUACGGUAUGUUGAGUCGCGUGCCCGUCGACUUGGCCUAUAUCUGGGUGAUGCUCCACAACAAGAGCACUGCCGGGUCGAGCGAGGGCGAAAUGACUAAAGAACAACAAAGCGUUUUGCACGAGUUGAUGGAAGCUUUAGCUGCUUUGUAGUUUGCACUUGCUGCAAUGGAGUGGACCGAACGUCUUGUUUCGUCUUGAGCUUGCAUAAGAUCGCUAUGUCAGUAUUUCGUG